Messenger RNA from Oncorhynchus tshawytscha (Chinook salmon), 2572 nucleotides. Its product is annotated as fibroblast growth factor 11-like. Lineage: Eukaryota; Metazoa; Chordata; Actinopteri; Salmoniformes; Salmonidae. Gene Ontology annotation, molecular function: fibroblast growth factor receptor binding; growth factor activity. The transcript has 6 exons. Gene Ontology annotation, biological process: cell differentiation; fibroblast growth factor receptor signaling pathway; animal organ morphogenesis. Bases 1 to 921 code for a protein of 306 amino acids. Gene Ontology annotation, cellular component: cytoplasm. The record is from RefSeq and is a predicted model, not a curated record.
AUGGCGGCUCUCGCCAGCUCGUUGAUCCGCCAGCGGCGGGAGGUGAAGGACCCCCAGGCCAACCGGCAGGUGGCCAACAAGAGGAAGCCGUGCCCCAAGGCCAACAAGUCCCUCCUUUACGACCAGGUCUACCUCGACAAGGCAGCAGUCCCUACCUUUGCCAGGGCUGAAGCACAUCACCCUCAACUGCAACCUCGGCACCUCACACAGAAGCAACAGAGAAACGGACACCCCGCCCAGAAUGGUAAGACACCCCCCCACCCCUCCAAGAAGACUCACUUCCAGACCACCAGCCACAUCCCCACCCCAACCAGUCGACCACACCCCAAACAAACCCUAGCCACACCCUAUAUAGCCCCCCCAGAGCCCCAACUGAAAGGUAUCGUCACAAGACUCUACAACCGGCAUGGCUUCUACCUCCAGAUGCUUCCGGAUGGCACCAUGGACGGCACAAAGGACGAAAGCAGCUCCUUCUUGCAGUUCAACUUGAUUCCUGUGGGACUGAGGAUAGUAGCCAUCCAGAGCACUAAGACAGGGCUCUACAUUGGGAUGAACAGCGAUGGAUACCUCUACACCUCAGAACACUUCACCCCAGAGUGCAAGUUCAAAGAGAGUGUGUUUGAGAACUACUACGUGACGUACUCGUCAAUCCUGUACCGGCAGACCCAGUCGGGCAGGGCCUGGUACAUCGGCAUCAACCGGGACGGACAGGUCAUGAAGGGCAACAGGGUCAAGAAGACCAAAGGGGCGGCCCACUUCCUGCCCAAACUCAUAGAAGUGGCAAUGUACAGGGAGCCUUCGCUGCAUGAAGUGGUGGUGGUCGCCGAGCUGAGUCCGCCCAGAAAAACGGCCAAGACCUCCGAUUCGCCCGUGCUGCAGAACGGCAAGAAAGACCCGCCCUCCAAACCCAAAACUUCCUAGCGCACGGAGAAGACAGGGGGCAAUGGGCACUGACUGGCACUGGCACUGACUGGCGAACAAAGUCUUCCUGUUUUUAUUACAAAGGGGUGUCACCGUCAAAUGUUUCCCCCCUGCCCCACCGAGCAGCGCGUAGAGGGGGCCGUAUUGUUCUAUAUGCCCACAGGUUUCAUCCAUACUAAUGUAAGGUUGACCAAGGAUGUGAAAUUUCACUCUAUUCCGUUUAUAGUGCACUACUUCUGACCAAAGCUUGCACAGGACUCUGGUCAAAAGUAGUGCACUAUAAAGGGAAUUCGGGUGCCACAUGGGACGUGUUCCCAAACACCCUGUUGUUCUCUUCACAUCUGUUACCAGGUAUUCUCUGUCCGUCAGCACCUUUGUGACCAUAGCGAUCCGCUCCAUACUUAAGCAAUGAUGUGGAGGUUCUCUUUUCUUUUUUUCUUUCUCUCGUUUGAUUUGAUUAGUUUGUGACACGGAGUCAAUUUUCCACUCGGCAGCACAAGAGAAACUUCCUCGUUCUUCUCUAGGGCUGUUAACAGCAGCUCUCUAAUCAAAAUCUCCCAUACCUCUUGAAAGAGAGAGAGGAACCUCCCCACUGCACUGCAUUGAACUACACACAUACACACACACACACCCUGCUGAGAGAGAGUGGUGAUUGUGUGCGGGUCAGGGCUUAAGGAAUGGUAACGAUACCAUCAGUGAGAUGGUGUGAGUCUCUGAGAAUCUGUUUGCAAUACACCCUCCUAUCACUACAACACAAUGUAUAAUUCCUCUAGCUCAUGCCUUCAGCCAGGGAGAUACAUACUGUAGGGCCCACAGCAGGUCAGUGGCACCUUAAUUGGGGUGGACGGGCUCGUGGUAGUGGCUGGAGCGGAAUGAGUGGAAUGGUAGCAAAUGUGUUUUCAUGUGUUUGAUGCCAUUCUAUUUGCUCCGUUCUGGGCAUUAUUAUGAGCCAUCCUCCCCUCAGCAGCCUCCUGUGCCGUAGGCCUAUUGUGGUUUUGUUUGAGUGUUUUUGUAGCUGUGUAUGUUAUUGCAGGACAGUUGUGGUUCUUUCCUGAGGGCUACAGCCUCUUUAUGGAAUUAUCAGGCCAAACAGACUGGCACCCAGGCUAAUAACCUCCUGGUUCCAUGUUUAUUUCUGUUGUUGAUCUCAACUUCCGAUGUAAUAACCAACUAGUACGCACUGAACCUCUUCAACACAUGAUCCACUAUCCUGAGCAGACCAUAGUUAUUUUGAGCCUCCUUUACUGCACCCUACACCAUCAUGUCUGGUCAUUGCCCAUAGCAACGUCAUUGUUGUACAGUAUGAAAUCUGUUGUUUUGUUGAUGUUGACAGCGCCAGUUACAGGUUGCUAAUACUCGAUGGCUGCAUCCGAAAUGGUACUGACCAGAGCUCUGGUCAAAGGUCAAGCAAUACAGGGAAUACGGUGCCUGUCGUUGACAUGCGUCUGUCUACAAGACUAUGAUGUUUUCAUUUUAUUUUACCUUGAUGUGGUUACAGGAGGGAUUGGAGUUCCCAUCCCAAAUGGAAUGUUAGGUCACACUUUAUUUGGAUAAUCCGGAUUUAUGGUCAUACUGUCAACAAACUAUCUGUUGAUGAGCAACUACUUGUUAAGGUUACAAUUAGGGUUAGAAUAAGGGUAAGGUUAGGGUA